Messenger RNA from Mytilus californianus (California mussel), 3997 nucleotides. RefSeq lists its product as uncharacterized. The transcript has 6 exons. Lineage: Eukaryota; Metazoa; Mollusca; Bivalvia; Mytilida; Mytilidae. The record is from RefSeq and is a predicted model, not a curated record. Gene Ontology annotation, biological process: positive regulation of DNA-templated transcription. Gene Ontology annotation, molecular function: ubiquitin-protein transferase activity. Gene Ontology annotation, cellular component: chromatin; nucleoplasm. The coding region runs from base 128 to 2287 and encodes 719 amino acids.
UGUAAAUGUAAAAUGUAAAAGUAGACCAAUAUGGCUUUCUAUAUGACGAUCAGGAUUUUAAUUAAUUAUGAUACUAUAAAAGGAUAUAUAUGAAGUUAGAACAUCUGAAUAAGGUUACUUCUUAGUAAUGGAUACACAAACGGAAAAUUUAUUGGACAGGUUACGACAAUUUUAUGAAAAAAUAGUAAUGAACAUUAUUCAUGUUUAUUUUGAACGAGAAAUUUUAGAUAAGACCACCAGUUUUUACUUCUUUCUCCAUAAGAAUAAACAUAAACUAUUUCAUGAGUACAUUCCAACGGUUCCUUGUUGUCAAUGUCAGACAGGGUCACAAUAUAAAUCAACAUCAAAAACUGGAUGUUUGAGAGAAUCCCAGUUUACCGUUUUGUAUAAAUGUACGACUGAGGAUGAAUCAUGUCAAGAAAAGAAAGAUGGAACCAGAAGGAAAGAACAUUGCAUAUGCAAAUUUGAUCCGAAAGACGUCAAGGUAUUUCAAUUGGAUAUAAUACUUGUAUCAGCCAUUAUCAAUACAUGCUGUCCACAGCCACUACCUGCCAAUCCUAAAUGGAUUCAGAAGAUAAAAGAAGUGAGAAAUUUCUUAGAUCAUCAUGGAGAUGCUAGUUGUCUUUCUAAAGCUGAUUUUGACGAUAAAUGGCAAAUACUGGAGAAAUAUUCACUAUUAGUGGCAAAUACUACUGGGGAAUCAUACAUGUUAGGAAUAAAAAACAGAAUUCUGAGUUUAAAAAAAGAAAAUGACGUUAGUUUUAGUUUGAAAGAGGAGAUUAUGAAUAAGCUUAGGAAUCACACAGCAGUUUCAGAAGACACCAUUGGACAAAUCAGCAUCCAACUAGAUAAAAUCAUAUUCAUGCUAAAAAAUAUCAACAUUCAAAUAUCACCUAAAGCCACAGAAAACUUAGAAGACGGAAACGACUUUUCAGACAGAGAAACAAAAUGCUUCGUUCGGUGGACACUUUCUACUCCAAGUUGCUGGACAGUAGAUGAAAUCAAACGCAAACUGCAGAGCGUAACAAAUUUGUCUGAUUUCAGGAUACAGUUCGUUUAUACUGGUUCGCUAGUUAUCGAAACAACAAUUUCAAAAAUAAUUGUUUACAAUGCUGAUGCUUUGUCUGCUGAUAUUCUGUCAUUUUUAGAAACAUUUUGCAAAGUUACGGAGAUAAAUACAACCAUAGGCACUCUUGUUGAUGUAGAAAUAUUCGUAACUGAUGUAACGUUGGCAGAAAUCCCUGGUACAGAGAAAUCAGGAUCAUCUGUUGGAAAUUGUAAUACUUGUUAUAACAGAAAUGUUGCAAAUGAGGCAUAUGAAUGGUGCAUUAACUGUCAGGAACUGUAUUGCAAUAUAUGUACAUCAAUUCAUAGGGCUACAACAUGUUCAGCCAAACAUACUAUUAUCUCUGUAAAUAGUACGUCUAAACAUUUUCCACCAAAUAUCCAUUUCAAAACUGAAUGCAAAAAACAUAGUCAAAAUUUAGACUUUUAUUGUAACACCCAUGAAAAGAUUGUUUGCAUCGUUUGCGUGAGACUGAAUCAUUUAAAGUGUGUGGAUAUCGUCUCUGUUGAAAAGGCUUCACUAAACAUAAAAUCUUCAUUUCGGCUUACAGUUAUCGACACAGUAAUUAGGAGACUAGAAUCAGAUAUAGACGAUGUUCUUUCAGGUUUACUACACCAUGAACGAAAACGUAACAUUACAAAACUUGACUUAGAAGCUAAGAUUUUAAAUAUAUUCAAAAAGUCUGUGUCCAUGGAAGAAGCAGAAGUCAAAGUUAAACCCUUAACUGGUUUAAUAUUUAUAUAUGAACUUACAGAAAAUGCCUAUAUACAACUUACAAAAAUACGAAAUAAGGUUUCCGAGAUUAAUGCCAAUAUAUACAAAAUUAACAAAUAUUGUACUGAAAGUCAAACAUUUAUAGCAAUUCAUAAACUAAACAAAGACAUCUCUGAAGUCGAAAAGAUAUUCAAAGCGACCUUUGAUCAAUUAACAGAACAUAAUCUUCUCUUAGAAUUAAUUGACAAAUAUGAGUUGCAGUACAGUAUUAAAAGAUAUGAAACAUUACAGUCGAAACCAAUUGAUCAAGCAGGUGCUCAAGUCUGUGUUUCUGAUAUUGAACACAUCGGAAUUUUACCAACAUCAUCAUUUGUUGUGAACGGAAUAGAUUUAAACGCACCGGCAAGGAUAACAAUUUUAGGAGAACGUAUACUUAUUGUCCAUAAGGAUAAAAUCAUUGUUCAAAAUAUCAGUGGUUAUUUUGAAUAUGAUAUAACACUCCUAUAGUACAGCUAGUGAUAUUGCUGUUAUAAAUGGUAAAAAUGUAGUCGUAUUGCUACAUAAUUCUAUUGAAAAAGUUACCAUUAUGAACAAACAAACUGAAACUGUUAGAAAACAUCCUUCAGAAAAAUAUCGUGCGUUAUCGUACUUUGGUAAAUAUUUGUUUGUACUCAGCAAUUUUGUAAUCCAUAUCAUGGAUCUCUCUGGAAAUAUUGUAAAAUCUUAUCAGAAUACCGAAACAUAUCAGGAUAAUAAUUAUGAUCCCUGCAUAGUUGCACAUGAUGAUCAAUUGUUCAUCUUAUCUUGUUCUGUAGAAAGUCAUCUUCAGUGUUUUGAUCUAAAUGGCACACGGCUAUGGCACUCAAUAUUCAAAAAUAUGAAUCUUGGUGUACAGAUGACAAUAGACAGUAAAGGUAAUUUGUUUAUCCCCUGUUACUACGAUGGAAGCAUAAGAGUUCUUAACAUCCGGGAUCGGUUUUGUAAACUGAUGCUCACUGAGACAACGGAAUUUAAAUCCCCGAGGGCACUGUAUUUCGAUAAAGAAAACUGUCGUAUUGUCGCUUUGCACGGGUCUCAUAUGUGCACCGUGUUUGACGUCUCUUAUCGAUAUAUGUAGUGUAUGGUUUUAAAUAAGAAAAAAGGACAAUAUCAUCUAAAUAGUAAAGCAUUCAAUGUGCUUGUAUAAACCUUUUUUAAUUUUAAAACAAUAUAGUUUGUGAACAUAUCUAUAUUGAAGAAAUUUGAUGCUUGAUGAUAGAAAUAUAGCUUAAGAACAGAUUCAAUACCUUAAAUUACUAUUUACUUAAAUCAAGGUUGUGUAGGUUUGGCGACUUUAUAAGGACAUAUUUAUGAAAGCAGUGGCGAUAUUGAAUAAUUAAUACAUUAGUUAAAAGAAGUCCAAAAAUACUUUUUUUUUAAUUUCAAAAUUAUAUUAUUACUUAACUGACAAUUUACAAAAAAGUAUCAUUUUAAAUUGAACAAUAUUCAAACACUCAAUGUUAGUUGUUAUAAGUCCAAUCAUGAAAAAUAUUUUCGUUUCUAUCAAUAACAUUAUUAUUUAUGUUAACAUAACCCCAUUGAACCAAAGUACGUGCAUUGUAAGAGGUAGUUCUCACUUUUUAUUCCCACUUAGAUGGACUGUUAUUAAAAUGUAAAUUUACAUGAAAUGAAUGUUUGAGAGGCAGCUUGCUAAUAAACAUUACAAAAAACACUAAUUUCAUCUCAUAUGCAUAUAAUUAAAAUAUUUUUUAAUGAUAUUCUUGAACUGUUUGCCAAAUAAACCUAUACCGAAUUCAUAAGUAUGUUAGUUUGGGGAGGUUUUUAGGACGAGAUCUUCGGUACAAUUUGUUAUAUGAACUGACGUCCUUUUUGGCUGAACUAGAUAUAAGCCAUUGACGCUUUAUCACUGACAACCGUAUGCUUUCUUCAUGAGAUGUUUUUUUUAUUUUCCUUGAUUUGAUUUUGCUCGGUUGUACCUCAGUAUUGUACUUUUUGUUUGUUGAGGUUUUGUACGUAUUUGUUUUUUGUUUUAUUUUUAACAUUUUAAUAUUUUGAAAAGAAAUAGAUGUGUAUAAUGCCUUAUCUUAAAUGAGUAAAUGACUUGAAGAGCAUAAUAAUGUAGUUUAGUUAAUACGCUGGUAUACAAAUUGUUAGGAAAUUUAUUAGUUUUGUAAAUCGGUGAUUUAAGUUCUAAAAAUAAAAAUCAAUGAUAACACA